Messenger RNA from Cylas formicarius (sweet potato weevil), 8645 nucleotides. RefSeq names its product lysine-specific demethylase 3B (gene Kdm3). The record is from RefSeq and is a predicted model, not a curated record. Bases 279 to 7922 code for a protein of 2547 amino acids. Gene Ontology annotation, molecular function: histone H3K9 demethylase activity; transcription coregulator activity; chromatin DNA binding. The transcript has 17 exons. Gene Ontology annotation, biological process: regulation of transcription by RNA polymerase II. Lineage: Eukaryota; Metazoa; Arthropoda; Insecta; Coleoptera; Brentidae. Gene Ontology annotation, cellular component: histone deacetylase complex; chromatin.
GUCGACGGAAACAGCCGAAGGACGUUCGUACGUCGCGAGAAACGUGCAUUUGGCGACUCUAGCUUUACGCCGUGGUGUGUAGAAUGGAAAAUCUUUAAAACGCGAUGCGGACGUACCAUAAUCUAGCUGGCUGGCGCGAGUUUUUUGUCGAAACAAAUGUUCUGUGCUUGAAUUCUGUGCCCAAAACAAGUUCGCCGUUUCGCGUAUUAUACAAAAGUUUGAGUAAAUGAAUAAUGUUCUAGUUAAUAAUAAAAAAAAAAUAGUUCACAGUUGUUACAAUGGCAUAUAAGUGCAGGGAGGAAAUUGUGGGCAAGCGGUUUUUGUCAGUGUCUAGUGGAUUCACGAAAAUCAAAGGAAAAGUCAGAGAUUGGAAUUGGAGAGCUGGCGUGAUCAGGGCGGCCACCCACAAAGAUAGCUCCAGUCAAGAUCUGCAGGUGUUGGUGGAAUAUGAUGACGCAGAAUGGCAACGCAGGGAGUGGAUGAGCGUAUACAGGGAAAACUUGUUUCACGUAUUUCUGGUCGAGCAGGCGCUUGUGUGGGCCGAUAGAAGAGAUCCGGUAAAGCCUUCGAAUGGAACUGUCCUUUGGCCGGCACUGACAUUCAUGCCUUUGGUAUCCAACAUCGAAAUUCCUGGUAAUCUACUGCCCGUGGAAUUCCUGUUAGAUAGAGAGCUAGCGUUUAAGGAAUACAGAACACUCAAGCCUUAUCAGGAGUGGGAUCCAUCGUUAAGAGGUGUCCGGGAUUAUCCGGAAUUGCGUCUGGCCGUGAAGCGCUGGAUCGAGCUGCAAGACGGCCAACGCAUCCUGUUGACUACCCCGAGCGUUCUGGUAGGGUACAGGGUGGAAGUUUAUAGGGCCGAAGGUACGACCCAAUGGUACACUGCUGUGAUAAUCGGAUACAACGAAGCUACUAGGGACCUGACCGUUACGGACGAUACCGUGUUGGAAGAGCACAAUGAAGAUCCUGCGCUUGUGCAGAUGCGUCUCAUCGGAGACGGAGUUGUAGAAUCGAUCAUGCGCGGGGAGAACGUCGGGAUCACUCCGAGAAGGUCCAGAUCGUCGGCGCUGUUGAAUCAGCAAAAUACUCAGUUGCUUCAAAACCGUGUGAUACGGGGAUUGGCCAAUACCGUCACCACCUGUCAACAGCAGCCGAAUUCGACCAGUGGCGCCGUCAGCAAGAGGCCGAGGUCACGCAGAUCUGGCAUAUCGGAAACCGGUAAUUCCCCGGAAUCACCCGAUAAAGGCUACGGCACAAAGUCAAAGAAACGGAAACCCAGCGAGACUGACACCCCCACUACCAGGUUACGCUACGCGAACAGCAUAAAAGAAGACCUCGAGAACAAUCAGUCGCGCAGCAAAAAUCACGGUCGUUCGGUGAACAAGAAAAAGGUCCUAGAGGAGGCGAACAAUUCUAAACUUCGGGAAAUCGAGGUCGUCGUCGAGGACUGCUUGCAGAACGGCAGUCUUUACCUCAACAGGGCACUUUUAGAGGAACCGCCUCUGUCCGAAGAAAGCGAGGACACGCCUCCUUCCGUAGAGUUCCGCGACGACGAGCCGCCGUCUUCUCUAGAGUGUCAGCGCGAAGAAGACGAGUCGUCUUCUACUGCGCGUCAAUCGAAACCUUCUUCGCCGGCAGCGGUCGAAGAAGAAACCCGGAAGCGAGAUCGUGAGGGUGAAGCGGCGAUCGAUGAUCGCGUCAGUGUAGUUAGUGGUGAAUCGGUGCACGAAGAAAGUGAGGAGGCAGAUGAAUCUGUGCAGUGCAAUAAUAGUGGUGAAGUGAAAGAGGAGGUGGAGCUUAGUGCCUGUAAUAGUGAAGACGAUUGUGUUAUAGUGGCGAAUAUCAAUAUCGGCAGGACCAUCAUCAGUACACCGACCAAGGCCGAUAGAGAGCCGGAUUGUUCUAUCAGAGGUGACGAUGACGGACCCCUGUCUUCAUCCUCGCCUUUCAGCAGGAUGGACUUCAAUUCUGAGACGCCCAACUCUUUACGUUUCCCAGACGACCGCAGCGACUCUGGUGUGAGCUCACUGCGUUCGGGCAGUGGGGAUGAGCGCUCAGGAUCGAGAUCCAGCGCGUUAAGUUCGACCGACGAGCCGAACACAUCCGGCCACAUCUCAUCGGCAUCAUCAAACACAACUCAACCAGCAACCAGGUCGCCCCUGUUUAUACCUGCGGCGAGCAGCGGGCAUCACCACCAGCAGCAGCAGCAGCAGCUGCAUCAGGAACAGGUGCGCGUGUGGAGAGACCCCAGCUUGCUCCUGGAGGAACCCCACAUACGGCACAUACACAGCGUACAGCACCAGACGUUGCUCAUGUCGCAUCCGACCACGCCGGCCUCAUCUGGCCCCCAACCGCCGACCUCCGCCCCCGGGAGCCAUCCCUCGUCUAUCUACCCGCCCGUACCCCCGUCGUCGCUAAUGCCGCCCCACCAUCUGGCCCCCCACCAUCCCCAUCUGUCGCCCCAUACGCUGUACCACUCGCCGUUUUCCGACAUCAUAUGGAAACAGCGGUACGCGGGGGUGCCGACUCACCUCUUGGGGCAGCAGACCGGCCAUCCGACGGACGAGCAACUUCUGGAGAGGGAGCGGGCGGCCGCCCUCAUCCAGGACAGGCACCACACGGAGCGGAUGAUCAGGCAAAGCCAGGAGCUCGAGAAGCAACACAAAGAGAAAGAACGGCUCGAACGGGAACGACAGGAACGCGAGAAAAUGGAACGGGAACGGGAGCGGGAAAAGCAGGAGCGCGAGCGCGAGGAGAAAGAAAGGCAGGAACAGGCGUUGCACAACCAUUUCGAGAAAUCUCUGCGUGCGGCCCAACAGAAACGCGAGCAAUGGAACUCGAUAGGCGGCGGUAGGCCGCCCCCGUCCCGCGCCUCCGAGGACGAGCGCAAAGAGAUGCACCAAAGGGAACAACACCACCAGCAGCAGCAGCAGCGGCAUCUAGCGUCGGUGCGGAGCGCCGCCGACCCCAACAACCACCGGUCGUACUACCCCGUGCAGCAGCAGCAGAAACAGGCCGCCAAGUCCGAUUACCCUCCACCACCCGCUCACAGCAGGAUGUCGUCCGCGAAAGCGGCGACGGACAAGUUACCCAACGUGCACCCGUCGAUAAUGCAAAAGGGCGAGCUCGCUAUAUACGGAUACCAAGUGCAGACCGCUCCCCAGAACGCGUACUACGAACCAAAGAAGGGGGCGGAGCUGCAGCACAAAACGACCCCCGGCGGCGGUUUGGUCGUGACCAAAACGAACCCGAUGGACUUGCCGAAUCCGCCGCCCCUGGUCAGCGAAAUGAAGAACUCGGUGAUCGUGAAGCACGACGCGAAAAACCCGCACCAUCUGGAGCCGCGCGUUUCGAUAGCGCUCAGUCCGAGCCCGAAGCUGAGGAACGACAUGAUCGGCCAUUACAUGUCGUCGGCGGGUUCGCAAAAAGCGAAUAUCUACGAGUACCGGAGCCCGACGCAGUCGCCGCACCACCUGCCGCACUCCGCGAGCCCCCACCACCACCUCGACUCGAAGACGAGCGGUCAGCAGCAUCGCCAGCUGCCGAGUCCCCAUCAUCACCGGCAAUCGCCGCACGGGCAGCAGCACGCGUCGCCCGACCUGCGCUUCAGGACGACGUCGGACGCCGGCGGCGUCGGUGGCGCGCAGCAGACAAUGGUGUUCCCCUCCGGGUCGACCAAACCGUAUCCGUUCCUGUCGACGACGGCCGCCGCGGUGACCGCGUUUACCGCGUCGAACUCGUCGUCUGCCAACUCGAAGCCGAAGGUGUCGUCGCCAGCGCCGCACCAUAUUUACGGCAAACCGUCCGCGGGGAUGGUGUCGGUGGUGCCGGUCGCCACCCGACCCCCCGUCACCCACGACGCGGUGCCCAUGCCGCUGCCGAAACCGCCGUCGGCGUCGCCGUCGCCGUACCAGCAAGUGUCGCAGUACCACAUACCGGCGUUGACGGCCGCCCCUUCGAUAGUAACGUGUCCGCCGCCGGCGCACAGCAGCCGCACCACGUCCGCGAUCGACCGUUACGAACGGAUGUAUCCGGCGGGUCCCGCCCCACCCGGCGGCCUCUCCGUCAAGCUGCUCAAUCAGCCGGGCACGUCGCCGCCGACGGCCUCGUCGGCGCCGCUACCCGCGUCCCGCACCCAUCCCGGUUUCGGUAUGUCGCCGGGUUUACCCCAGGUGCAGACGCAGCCUUUGGAUUUAGGCGUGGGGUCGAACAAGUCGUCGGAGAAGCCGCAACCCUCUUUCGAGGUGAUGCGGCGACGUCUCCUUCGAUUGGCGGAGAUUCGCGCGGAAACGGAGACCCAGCAGCAGCAGCAACCCCAGUUGGCGCGAGUCAGCGAGCCGAGUCCGUUGAUCGCUAGCGCGGCCACCACCAUAACGACGCUGGUCAACACGGCCGCGUAUAGAAACCUCCCCACCACCACUACCACGACCGUUGCCGCCGUCGCCGCUCCGCCGACCGUCUUGACCGAAAACUUGCCGGAUCUGAGCGUGACGCCGGUAACGACGGAGGCGGCGCGACCGCCGAGCGCCGAGUCGAUCACCAAGCCGGCGACGCCGCCUCCGAGCAACGCCGGAACGCCCACGCCGCCCACGAGCGUGACGCCGGCCCCGCCCCCGUCCGAAGAGUCGCCGGGCACGCCCCUCAAGCCGACGAGCGUCACGCCGAGCGCCGUCGACUCGGAAAAGUCCAACAGUCCCGGACCGCAGAAGACUAGCAGCAGCUCGAGCUACCCCGUGCGCCACCUGAAGAAGGCGUGGCUGCAACGGCACACUGGCGAAGACCUGGAGGACACGACCGGCGUGGUGGGGUCGGGCAGUUGUGUCACGUUGCCGCUCAACAUCAACCGGCCGAGUCCGCCCCCGUCGAAAAACGAGAGCCCUGUUAAUUCGAUCCAUUCGGUCGGCAGCAUGGCCGUCAACAGUAUCAGCAAAACGAAACACUUCACCAGCAAGAACGCCGCUAACCGGAAGGCGAAAGAAUCGUCGUCGUCAUCGUCGUCGAGUGUCAACGGACACCCGAGCGAUAACAGCAAGGGCGGCGGAGGCGGCGGCGGCGGCGGCGACGACUCUUCCAGCUCGGAUCAGGAACGGGGCGGGCGGAAGAGUCCGCCGAAACGAAAACCGCCCAAGGUGAAACGGAAAAAAGGCGGGGGCGGCCUCGGUAAGAAGCCGCCGGUCGACGACAAAAAGCGAAAAUUGGACAAGCCGGCGGUUAGCUUGGCGAGCGAGAGCGGCAGCGACAGCGACAAGGAGUCGGGUAGCGAAAAGGACAGCGACUCGGGCGCUAGCACGGUAGUGUCGGGAAACGGAGGCGGCUGCGGCGGCAAGAAACCCAACGGCAAGGAGCCGCGAAAGCGGGGCAGAAGACCAAAGGGUUCAAAAAACGACAAAGGCGAGGAGCCGCGCGCGAAAAAAUCUAAAGACGAGCCCCAGCGCGACCCCUUUCGCAAACCACCCGUGGGCCAAUUGAAAAAGACGGGCGAGAGUUUUUUGCAGGACGGGCCCUGCUUCGAGGUUGCCCCGAAGCUGGCGAAGUGCAGGGAAUGCAGGUGGACGCCAAAUCAGCGCUCGAGGAACAUGCCGAACAUUUUUUGCAGGUUCUACGCGUUCCGACGGCUGAGGUACACGAAAAACGGACAGUUGGCGAUCGCCGGGUUUAGCGACCCCCACAAGGAUCCCUUGGAGGAUGAUGUGAAGUUAUGGUUACCAAACCCCGACAGCCCGCCCUCUGAUUUAGACUUGGACACGUCCCGGUUCCUUCUGAAACAGGUGGGCGACCACUUCUGUGAUCUUCUAGUCCAAGAGAAGGAGACUCACGACGAACAUAUGGCCGACGACAAAACUGUAGCGUGGAAACGGGUCGUUCAAGGGGUGAGAGAGAUGUGCGACGUAUGCGAGACGACCCUGUUCAACUUCCAUUGGGCGUGCGGCAAGUGCGGCUUCGUGGUCUGUUUAGACUGCUACAAGAGUCGAAAGCACGGCACCAUCAAAUCUAUGAGCGAAUCCGGCAAGGAUCGUGACGAGUUCGCGUGGCUCCUCUGCACCAACCGUCAGGGACACGAACAGGAGAAGCUGAUGUUGACGCAGAUCAUCGCGGACGAUUGCCUACUAAAGCUGGGCAAGAUGGUCCACGAGAUGCGUGAGCUGUGGGGCAUCGAGCAGUUUUGCGCGUGCCCGAACGCCAAGGACGUGAAGCUCAACAACGUCGAGUGCAAGGAGAUCGUCAAACUGAUCCUGGCAGAAAAACUCAAUGGCGUGAAGAAAGACGGCAAAGAGGAAACGAAGGCUAUGAACGGGGUGAAGGAGGAGAAAAAUUCUCCGCUGAAUUGGUUGGCGGACGUGGCCCUCUCGAAUUCAGAAGAGAAGAAGCAGGACGGCGGCGGUUCCAGUAGCGAGGAGGAGGGCAAUUUUUCGACCCUAAGGGAGCUACUGAUCCGGCCGUCGCACAAAGCGAACGGCUCGUCGAGGGCGGCCUCGCCGGUCACCAAGAGCGGCGACAAGAAAAAGUCCAAGUCCGACUCGUCGGACGACCCGAUGUGCGGUUUUGGCUUGGGCGACGUCCCAGUCAAACAGGAGAAGGAGGAGGAGGCGGAACAGCAGAUGGAACUGAAACAUUUCGUGCGGCGGUACAAUUGGCAGAAUAAGGGCAGGCAACAGUUGCCGAUACGGAUCAUGACGUUGACGGAGAGCAAGCUCCUGUACCCCAACGUGCCUCACUCGUGGCUGUGCGACGGCAAGCUGCUCAGGCUGAGCGACGCGAAUUGCAAAGAGAAUUACAAAAUUUUCCAGGACCAAUGGAAGCGCGGGCAGCCCGUCAUAGUGUCGGACGUGACGAAAAACAUCGACAAAGACCUGUGGAACCCGGACGCGUUCGCGCGCGACUUUGGCGACGAGAAGAACGACCUGAUCAACUGCAUGACCGGCAACCUGGUGCCGAACCAGCCGAUGCGCAAGUUCUGGGAGGGCUUCGAUCACUUCUCCAAACGGCUGAAAGACGACCGCGGACAGCCGAUGCUACUGAAACUGAAGGACUGGCCGCCGGGCGAGGAUUUCGCCGAAAUGUUACCCUCGCGUUUCGCGGACCUAAUGAAGGUGCUGCCGUUGGACGAGUACACGCACCGGAGCGGACGUCUGAACCUCGCGUCCCGGCUGCCCGACUGCUUCGUUCGACCCGAUCUCGGUCCGAAAAUGUACAACGCUUACGGGUCCGCGUUGCACCCGAACAAGGGCACGACCAAUCUCCAUCUGGACAUCAGCGAUGCGGUCAACGUCAUGGUGUACGUCGGCAUCCCGAAGGACGGCGACUCGGAGGAGCACAUCAAGGAGGCGUUCCGCGCGAUAGACGAGGCCGGUUGCGACAUACUGACGAGGCGACGCGUGCGCGACAAGGGCGAGUUGCCGGGCGCCCUCUGGCACAUUUACAACGCGCGCGACGCCGACAAGAUCCGCGACCUCCUCAACAAGGUGACGGUGGAAAAGGGCGGCCGUCUCGAGCCCCACAACGAUCCGAUCCACGACCAGAGCGGUUACCUGGACGGGCCGUUACGCGAGCGUCUCUACAAAGAGUACGGCGUCGAGGGUUACGCGAUAGUGCAGUGUCUCGGGGACGCGGUCUUCAUACCGGCGGGCGCGCCGCACCAGGUGCGCAACCUGCACAAUUGCAUCAAGGUCGCGGAGGAUUUCGUCAGUCCGGAGAACGUGUCGCACUGUUUCCACCUGACCCAGGAGUUUCGCGAUCUGAGCGACACCCACUCGAACCACGAGGACAAGCUGCAGAUCAAGAACAUCAUCUACCACGCGGUCAAGGACGCGCUCGCCACCCUCGGCGCGUUGAUGAACCGCCAGUCGGGGCGGAGGAUCGUCGCGUGCGACGCGACGUCCGAGCCGAACGACGUGAAAAAUGUGAUAAUGCCCCCUACCCCGUAGACGUAGAAUUUACAAUUUCCCGUGUGAUAUGUAUAAGUAAAAGUGUCUAUCGUCCCGCUUUCCGUGUACAUAUAUAUAUAUAUAUAUAUAUAUAUAUAUAUAUAUAUAUAUAUAUAUAUAUAUAUAUAUAUAUAUAUAUAUAUAUAAACCGCGAACGCGGUUGUCGUUUUUUCGGCCCCGCCUCCCCCACACACACGCGCGCGCGCCCCCCACUGUACAUAUAACGUUUGGACUUUUGUACAAAGCGAAACUGUUUUUUUUUGUUUUGUUUUUUUUUUAAUUCGGAUGCAAGUUGCACGGUAAAACUUCCUGUUGUAGAUUUUCGUGUGUCUGUUUUCGACACGGAACCUGUAUUUAGCCUGUUUACACACUAUUUCUCUGUUGCGGCCGUCGUUAGUUUCGGACUCGCGUCGACCGGUGCGCGGGGAAAAGCGACGGCGCGCCAUCUAGCGACGCGGUGCGCAGCUUGUUGACGGGAACGCGGAUUCAGGAGGGCAUUUUGAAAUAAAUAAAUAAAAAAUAGGUUGGCAAGGGCAAAAUGCAAAAAUUUGGAUUCCGAAUAAAGGUUUUUGUUGUAACCGCAAUCCAGCGAAAAGCAAGUUGUUACUGAAAGCCUCGCAGACCUCAGUCCUGGCUCCCCGUGAAUUGCUAGAACAACGGAAUAUUGUAAUCCCAAUGAAAAGACCACUGAAGCAAUUAAAACUUUAAGGCAUUAACUAAAAA